This is a messenger RNA of Eupeodes corollae, 2324 nucleotides long. Its product is annotated as L-asparaginase. Gene Ontology annotation, biological process: amino acid metabolic process. The transcript has 6 exons. The record is from RefSeq and is a predicted model, not a curated record. Gene Ontology annotation, molecular function: protein binding; asparaginase activity. The coding region runs from base 344 to 2308 and encodes 654 amino acids. NCBI's taxonomy places the organism in Eukaryota, Metazoa, Arthropoda, Insecta, Diptera, Syrphidae.
AACUUUGAUGCUCAAUCUUUUUGAGAAUUUGUCAUCAUCUUGUAUCGAUUUUGGGAUUUUUAUUUUCGUUUUUUUUUUUUGUCUAAAUCAAUGUGACGUGACCGCAAUAUUUGAAAACUAUCUAAACAAAAAAAGCUCUUAAAAGGUUCUAAACUAAACAUACCUUCAGUGCAUUGGUUUUGAAAAGUAGGAAUACCUAUCUUAUAAUUUUGUUUAAGUUUUAAGUGAAAAAUAUUUAAAUUUAUUCAAAAAAGGUGAUAUCUAUAAUUCGUUAUACCUACACAUCGCUUUCAACACAAACUUGUCAUUAGCAAUUUGAGAAAAUUAUAAAUAUUUUAUCAAAAUGUCAUCAGAAAAUAACGAGACGGCAAUUGAAAAUCAUCAUCAAAAUUCAAAAACGGGGAAUUAUUCAAAUUUUAAAGACAUGUCAUCAAAUCAUGGAAACACUUUAACCCCAACAAAUAACUCAAUCGAUUCAAUAAAAAGUUCAGCAACGAGUAGCAUGCGAAGAAAUACAAGCUUUGGAAAUAUUGUUCCAGCAACUUCAAAAGAAUCCAAAGUCAGAGUUAUUUAUACUGGUGGAACUAUUGGAAUGAUGAGAAAUGAAAGUAAUGUGCUCGUACCGAUUCCAAAUGCUUUGGUGAAAACAAUUCGAAAAUAUCCUAAUAUGCAUGAUCAGGCCUAUGCUGAAAAAAGAUUUGGCACAGCAGCUGGAAUGGCACCAUUGAUUCUUCCAUUCAUAGAUGGGAUACCAAAUCGAGUUAUUUACACUAUAACGGAAUACAAUCCGCUUUUGGAUUCCAGUAAUAUGACAACUGAUGACUGGGUGCGAAUUGCCAAGGAUAUUCAUCAAUCCUAUGAAUUUUUCGAUGCAUUUGUGGUGCUCCACGGUACCGAUACACUGGCCUAUACUGCUUCAGCGCUGUCAUUUAUGUUGGAGAAUCUCGGAAAAACUGUCAUAAUCACUGGUUCACAAAUUCCCAUCUUUGACACCCGCACCGAUGGCAAGGAUAAUUUCACCACAGCCCUUAGCAUAGCUGGGAAUUAUGUCAUUCCGGAGGUGUGUGUCCUGUUUGGCAAUAAAUUGAUGCGUGGCAAUCGAACCAUCAAAGUUAGCUGUGAUGACCUCAAUGCCUUCGAUACUCCAAACAAUGUUCCUAUUGGUCGAAUUGGAAUUAACUAUGAAAUCGAUUUUCGUCUCAUAUUUCGUCCAUGUACUAUCAGUCGUUUUGUUGUACAUGCCGAUAUGGAUGUUAACGUCGGAUUGUUGCGAUUGUUCCCAAGCAUAACUAGUUCAACGUUUAGGGCAUUUUUAGCGCCCCCUAUGAAGGGCGUAGUUCUACAAUCAUUCGGAUCUGGCAACAUUCCAUCGAAUCGAAAAGAUAUUUUGGAAGAAAUUCGGGCUGCUUCGGAACGUGGUGUGAUUAUUGUCAACUGCACGCAGUGUCUAAAUGGUUCUGUUGCUGAAAUUUAUGAUACGGGGAAAGUUCUCAGAGAAUUAGGGGUUGUUCCGGGCUAUGAUAUGACUCCGGAAGCAGCUGUUACAAAACUUUCCUAUGUUUUAGGCAAAAGUGACUGGACUUUAGAAUACAAAAAGCAGGUUAUGCAAUCUAACAUUCGUGGUGAAUUAACUGCCGAGAGUCCAUUGAUGGAAGAUUAUGAUCUUAUUGAAGCAGUAGCUAGAUCUCUGCAUUUAUCAUCCCCUGCAGAACUAUCUCAACUCGGGGCAACUCUCUUCCCAGCAAUGUUGAAUGCUGCUGUCUUGGCCGGAGACAUUAAGAAGAUCAACAAUCUUAAAGCUUAUGGUGCCGAUCUGUCUGGAGUUAAUCAUGACAAUCGCACAGCCCUUCACAUUGCUUGUCACGAAGGCAAUCUCCCAAUUGUCAAUCUUUUACUCAAAAAUGGUGUUUCAGUGCACAUUCGUGAUCGAUACGAUCGUACUCCCCUUAUGGAAGCCGUUUGCACCGAUCAUCACGAAAUCAUUCAAUUGCUCUUGAGCUGUGGUGCUCAUUUAACUGGAUCAACGCGAGCAAUUGGCGAAAAACUUUGUUCCUCUGCAGCACGUGGAUCAUUGCUGAGGUUGCAAUCAUACCAGCUAGCUGGAGCUGAUUUAGCUCAACCAGAUCAUUCGGGAAGGACGGCAUUGCAUGUUGCUGCACUGCAUGGUCAUUUGGAAAUCGUUAAAUUUCUGAUAGCAAAUUAUGAUGAUAUAAAUGCAAAAGACAAGUUGGGACUUACAGCAUUGCAAUAUGCACAGUCAGCAGAGCACGAAGAAGUUAUUAAAUUAUUCGAUGGUUCUUUACAGUGACGAUUUAUAUAAAUAG